Molecule: messenger RNA, 1906 nt
Organism: Amborella trichopoda
Lineage: Eukaryota; Viridiplantae; Streptophyta; Magnoliopsida; Amborellales; Amborellaceae
Gene: LPXK
Product: tetraacyldisaccharide 4'-kinase family protein
Biological process (GO): lipid A biosynthetic process
Molecular function (GO): lipid-A 4'-kinase activity; ATP binding
Source: RefSeq, a predicted model, not a curated record
CACUGAUGAACUGUGUUUGUUGAAAUCUAAUGAUAAUCCAAUAUUUGUGUUCAAUUUCCUCUCACAAUUAUGCACUGACUCCCAGAUUAAUUGAAUAUAUCAAUUUCUUUUUGUUCAGUAUCAUACAUUGGUUGUUGGGUGGAAGAUCUCUCUCAUCAUUUAUCUGCUUAAUGGCAUGAAGAAGUUAAAUUUUAUGUACAGAAGUCAAACAGUAAAGUGCAACAAUUUCGUCAUUUUAAUCCCAGGUAAAGGGAAGUUCAGCGAAUAGAUGCCUGGGCGAGAGGAUGGAGAAGCUGAAGAGGGUGCUCACCCAAAUAGCGUACAACAAUUAUAGUGCUCCAUUCCACUACACCCCACUUCUCCCCAUUCUAUCAUUUGCCUCGAAACUCUAUGGCUUUGCUCUGUUUCUUCGACACCAUCUCUAUGCGUUUGGCCUCUUCAAGUCUAAAAGGUUGCCUGUGCCUGUAAUAAGCGUGGGUAAUUUGACUUGGGGAGGCAAUGGAAAGACGCCCAUGGUCGAAUUCCUUUCUCUCUUAUUUUCUCGCUCUGGGAUCUGCCCUCUCAUCCUUACAAGGGGUUAUGCUGGAGGUGAUGAAGCUAAAAUGCUUAAAAGACAUCUUGCUGGAACGUCUGCCAAAAUUGGUAUUGGAGCAAAUAGGGCUGCGACAGCUGCUUGCUUCCUCAACAAGUAUGGUUACACAGAUCACGGCGGUCCCCUGUUUUCAGACAAAAUGUACCCAAUUCAAGAAUUUGGCAGCUGCUAUAAUUCACUUAAAAUUGGAGUUGUGAUUUUGGAUGAUGCGAUGCAGCAUUGGAGCUUGUCGAGAGAUGUUGAAAUUGUAAUGGUUAAUGGCAUCAUGUUGUGGGGUAACUGUCAUCUACUUCCACGUGGACCUCUUCGAGAACCUGUGGCAGCACUUGAAAGGGCAGACAUUGUAGUCAUCCAUCACGCGGACUUGGUAUCCUAUGCUCAACUCAGAAGUAUUAAGUCAAGGAUCAUUGAAGUUAAGGAUACAAUAAAUAUUUUCUUUAGUAGACUGGUUCCUUGCUACUUCUUUGAAGCUAAAAAUCAUUCUUCCACAUUGCCAUUAAAGCUAGCGGCGAAUACAAUUGUCUUAUGUGUUUCUGCAAUUGGUUGUGCUGAAGCUUUUGUACGAACAAUUAAAAAGCUUGGUGCAUUGCAUGUAGACAUUAUGGAUUUCAGUGACCAUCACAUUUUCAAAGAGAAGGACAUUAACAUGAUCAAAAGGAGGCUCAGAAAAUUGGAGAAUAGAUUUGAAGUCAAACCUAUAGUUGUUUUCACAGAGAAGGACUAUGACCGCGAUCCUGUCAUUCUGACUAAGCUGGAUAGUAGCCGUGUUUUGGUACUUCAUUCGUCCUUGGAAAUCAUGCCAUCUUUCCAACGUCCACCAAAAAGCUUUGAGGAGCUUUUGAUGAAUCAUAUACCUCAUCCAUCUCCAGAAGUCAAUACUCUGCAAUAACCAUGAAGUCCAGUUCCUGGCUUUCCUGAUGAAUCUUAUACAUCAUCCAUAUGGAAACUCAAUGCUAAGGAUUAACAUGCGGUUGAAAUCUUUCAAGCUUUUGAAGAUUUUGGAAGGAUUCGAAGAUUAAGAUUUAAUUUUUGACAAAGAAAACAAGUUUCUCUUUAUAUGCUAUGUAAGAUUUUCCUUUAUGCCAGAUGCCAUUCAAUUGAUUUGCAUCAUGUGCCCUUCCAAAAAUAUUACGUCCUACGUUAUGUUCAACCUUAGCAAUAAACCCUUGCACUUUCUCGGAAUGAAUGUUUUCAUUGUAAUUUUCACUUUCAUGUUAUGGUUCUUAUUUUCUAAACCAUUGUUGAGGACUGAUUUGUUAUCACAUGGAUAAGUACCAAGAACAAAGCCGAGGCAGGAAGGAUAACUUGCACUUA